CAGAGGACGGAGCCUCUUCUCCUCCGCAGUCUGCUCCUUCCCCGAGAUCCGACCUCCUGUCCCCGCUGCGGAGCCGCACCGAGAGUCGCCGGGACACGCCGAUAAAGACGAGGAUGCGACAGGUCAGAUUCGGUCCCUCGUGUUUCUCCUGAGCGAUGACGAUGGGUCAGAGGGAGGAGUCAUGCUGGUGAGGCCAACCAGCCGCAGUCCACCCCUGAAAAACCACCGCGGAUACACCAACUGACAGGACCAUGCCCCGUUUGCCCCCGUGAUCCUCCACCCCUGACCUCCGCACCUUCCCUCGGGCCCGAUCUACCCCCCCCGCCACCACACCCCCGCCCCCCUGAAGCCAGCAUGGCGACACCCUUUCUGUGGAAGCUGUCCUCCCAGAAGCUGGGCUUCUUCCUGGUCAGCUUCGGGUUCAUCUGGGGCAUGAUGCUGCUGCACUUCACCAUCCAGCAGCGAGCCAGCCACGAGAACAGCGCCGUGCUGCGGCAGCAGAUCCUGGACCUCAGCAAGCGCUACAUCAAAGCUCUGGCUGAGGAGAACCAGAGCGUCAUGGACGGGCCCUAUGUCGGGACCAUGACCGCUUAUGACUUGAAGAAAACCCUCGCAGUGUUGCUGGAUAACAUCAUGCUGAGGCUGGGCAAGCUAGAGUCCAAGGUAGAGAACAUCUACAACAGUACAGCGGGAAACCUGACCAGUGGAACCACCACGGCCGUUCCCAGUGCCACCAACCCUGAGAAGGUCAACGUGGCAGACCUCCUGAAUGGAGCCCAGGAGAAGUGUGAGCUGCCGCCGCUGGAUGGUUUCCCUCACUGCGAGGGCAAGGUCAAGUGGAUGAAGGACAUGUGGCACACAGACUCCUGCUACUCCAACUACGGCGUGGAUGGAUCCACCUGCUCCUACUUCAUCUACCUCAGUGAGGUGGAGAACUGGUGUCCUCGUCUGCCCUGGAGGACGAAGAUCCUGAACGAAGAAAUCGACAGGAGGGGACAGGCCGAGUUCCGCACCAGUUUCGAUGAGCUUUACCGGGUGAUGUCACAACGGGAGGAGUUCCGCUGGAUGAUGCUGAGGAUCAAGCGCAUGGCUGAUCCGUGGGUCGCCGCCAUCCGCUCGCUGGCCUCCAAGCAGAACCUGGCCAAGCGUCGGAAGAAGAAGGUCUUGGUUCACCUGGGCCUCCUGACUAAAGAGUCUGGCUUCAAAAUCGCAGAGAACGCCUUCAGCGGCGGCCCACUGGGAGAACUGGUCCAGUGGAGUGACCUCAUCACCACGCUGUACCUGCUGGGACACGACGUUCGCAUCUCAGCCUCCCUGGCCGAGCUCAAAGAAAUCAUGCGGAAGGUUAUGGGGAACAAGUCCAGUUGCCCGACACAGGGCGACAAGGUGGUCGAGCUCAUCUACAUCGACAUCGUGGGACUGACCCAGUUCAAGAAGACACUGGGACCUUCCUGGGUCCACUACCAGUGCAUGCUGCGGGUGCUGGACUCGUUCGGGACGGAACCGGAGUUCAAUCACGCCCACUACGCCCAGUCCAAGGGCCACAAGACGCCCUGGGGGAAGUGGAACCUCAACCCGCAGCAGUUCAACACCAUGUUCCCCCACACCCCAGACAACAGUUUCCUGGGCUUCGUGGUGGAGCAGCACCUCAACGCCAGCGACAUCAGGCACAUAGACGACAUCAAGAGGCAGAACCAGUCGCUCGUCUACGGAAAGGUCGACAACUUCUGGAAGGAUAAGAAGAAAUACCUGGACAUUAUCCACGGCUACAUGGAGGUUCACGGCACGGUGCACGGCACCAGCACGGUGCACCUGCCGAGCUACGUCAAGAACCACGGCAUCCUGAGCGGCCGGGACCUGCAGUUCCUUCUCCGGGAAACCAAGUUGUUCGUGGGUCUGUCGUUCCCGUACGAGGGUCCGGCGCCCCUAGAGGCCAUCGCCAACGGCUGCGCCUUCCUCAACCCCAAGUUCAGCCCCCCCAAGAGCAGCAAGAACACCGACUUCUUCAAGGGCAAGCCCACCAUGAGAGAGCUGAGCUCCCAGCACACGUACGCCGAGGUGUACAUCGGUCCGCCGCACGUCUGGACCGUGGACAUCGAGAACCCGGUGGAGGUGGAGAAGGCCAUCCGCUCCAUCCUCAGCCAGAAGAUCGAGCCCUACCUGCCCUACGAGUUCACCUGCGAGGGGAUGCUGCAGAGAGUCAACGCCUUCAUCGAGAACCAGGACUUCUGUCACGGGCAGGUCAUGUGGCCUCCGCUCAGCGCCCUGCAGGUCAAACAGGCCGAGCCCGGGCGCACCUGUAAGCAGGUGUGUCAGGAGGAGCAGCUCAUCUGUGAGCCGAGCUUCUUCCAGCACCUCAACAAGGACAAGGACCUGGCCAGGUUCGGCGUGGACUGCCAGACGGUGGAGUCCAGCUCCGACACGCUGGUUCCCGCCUACAGCGACACGCGGCGCCACUGCAUCUUCCAGGCCGACCUGCUGCUGUUCAGCUGCGCCGGCGCCCACACCACGCUGCGCCGCAUCUGCCCCUGCCGCGACUACAUGAAGGGCCAGGUGGCGCUGUGCAAGGACUGCCUAUAGCAGCCACACGCCAGCCCACGGGAGCGGGGGGGCACCGACGAGGCUCGAGGGCGGAGAGCAGCUUAACGUGUGUGUGUGUGUGUGUUUGAGAGACACACACACUCCUGCAGCUGUCACACACACACACUGAACUCAUGUGUGUGCGGACAAACAUUCAUGACACUGUGUUUGUUUCUCAUCGUCAUGGUUCCGAAGUCGCUCCUCGGACUCACCAGCAGGGGGCGCCACGGGUCCCUGGAAGGGAAGUGGAAUGACUUGAGUGGACAAAGGGAUUGGAACAGGAAACGCUGCAGCUCCGCGGGGCCGAGCGUGUCCGUGACCUUCAACACGGCGGUACGGCCAAGCCCCUCCCCCUGACAGCUGCCCCGCCCACCUCACCUGGACCCGCCCCCCUCCCCUCUAUCCUCCUCCCCGCUCAAAUCUGAAUCUGCUCAUUGUUUAGGUAGGUUUGCACUGGACUGGCAUGCCCGGAGGCCCCCCCCCGACACACAUAUCCACACACGCAAAGGGGGAGGGGCCUGACAAAUGGCGGCUAAAAAAACGAAACCAGUUUUACACUGUAAGCGACUUGUUCCUCUCUCGUGGACGGACGGGACGAGAGCCGACAUGUAACAUAGAAUCUAGAUUUCUAUUCUGGAACUUUUAGCGUUUCCUGACACAUCCUCCAGAUUUCAUUCCCUCACGAGCGGCAGCGACCACGAGCGGAUUCCAGCCGCCGGCGUCUUAUUUAAACAUUUCAAGAGGAGGGAGUGUUCGUGGCCAGUAGAGAAUCGUUAAAGUGUUCCGGUACGACGCCCACCAGGGGGCGAGGGCGAGUUCUCUGAAGUCGUAGGAAUGUCGUGACUCAGACACGUGGUCGGUAGCAGCGGUGACAUCACACACGUUGGCCUGCGUCCGAACACACACAAAGUAACACAACAGCAGCUGUAACUCCCUCUCUCGCUCGCCUCGCUCGCCCGCCUCAUCGUCAGGAUCUUGAUUUGCCGGCAGGUUUGCAAAUGUUAAGAUCCAAAAAAAAAAGUUCAAUUUGUAGUUAUUUGUGGUGAAUUGAAAAAAAAAAAGGUGCACUACGUUUAUCUAUUAGAGGAUCGAGGAGGAUAUUAGUAACACUGUAUAUUGUUCAUAUGGGUUUUUAUUUAUUUUGUAUACAGAUCUUUAUCUCGGUUUUUGCUGGAAAUCGUUAGUUUUUUAUUUAUGGAAGGGGCGUCGUCUUAAUUUUGUCUUUUGUUUCCCUUUUUUAUAGAUUUUUAUUUAUGGAGAGUAAUUUAAAAAAAAUCGACAUUAAAAAAAACGUAGUGGGGGGGCGGGGCUUUGUCUGCUUCUGUUCCGCUUCCAGAAGUGACGAGAAGAAGAAAUAAACUUUAGAGAUGGAGUUUUAUAAGUUUGUAGAAUUGCGACUCACUAUACAAGUUGUAUAACUGUUUAUAGUUUUUAGAGCACAGAGGUAUUUCAUUUUGUACCUGCAAAAUAUAUUACGAAUAUUAGUCAAUUUCAGAAUUUACGCCCAAAUAAACGUUUACAGAUUCACGUGUUGCUGCAGAAAUAAGAGAUUUAAACUUUCAGCUGCAGAAUUAAAAAGUAGAAACUUUAAUUUCUUUACUUUCCUCUUCUUCUCGUCUCUAAGCCGAACAGCUGCAGACAGAUGUGGCCUGUUUUAUUGUGAAAGGCAGCGGCCUCGUACACUUUGAUUUCCAAUCUGCUAUUUUUGUUUUGCACAAACAGACACACAAACAGACACACAAACAGACACACACACAGACACACACCGUCCAGCUUUACGUUCUCACUGCGUCGGCCCAGACUCGUGUUGUGUGUCUUUAUUUUGUGUUCUGCCGCCAACUCUUUGUUUCUCAUGUGCCUUCUCAUGGUCACGUGUGUUUCCUCAUUUCUUUAAAUCUGUUCUACUGUUGACGGGAAAUGAUUUUAAUUCAACGAUUAAAGAUUAUAUAUUUUUCUUACUUUAAUUUAAUACACUUUGUUUUUUACAUGUUAAUUAUAGAAUCGACCCAAGCCUAAUUUAUUCAGUGCGAUGACUCAGCAAAUCACCGCUGAUCCUCAGUAAAGUAUAAGAUCAGUGGAUUUAUUAUUUAAUAGAGAUUUUAAUCUGUAAACUAGAUUUUCACGGAUGUUCAACAGAUGCUAAAUGUUUGUUUUGCCCCAAACUGAACACGGUUUGACUCCUUUUGUUUUUCUGCACGUGACAAACAAGUGUUUUUUGAUCAAGCAGAAGUAAACUUUGUUGGAGACCUUUUAAAAGUUGCAGAUAAACACACGGUGAUCAGGUUAUUACUGGUUUUGGUCUUUUCAUGGAUUCUUGACCUAAUUGAGUUUCUUGAUGUUCUGUUGCAGCCGAGGCCUUAUUUCUUUUUUUUUACAUCACGCUGUCGAUCACAUUAUCAACCGUUGGGUUUCCAGAAGCUGACUGAAGGUCGUGAACGUCAGCUUCUUCACCACAUUCGUUUGUUUUAACCUCGAGCGUCUCCAUCGUAAAAGAGAAAACACUUAACUCACAGUGGAACAAACUCAUCAGUCCUUGUUUCUGAAUCUGGAGCCUCAGUGUCUGAAACAGCCGAGCGGAGACGAUCGUGGUGAAGAACGACAACGGGUUUGUUUUCAGUCCUUGAUGAGUAAAGAGGGAUAUAACUUUAUUUUUAAAUAAACCUUUUUCUGUGA
This is a messenger RNA of Limanda limanda (common dab), 5253 nucleotides long. RefSeq names its product alpha-1,6-mannosylglycoprotein 6-beta-N-acetylglucosaminyltransferase (gene mgat5). Gene Ontology annotation, biological process: protein N-linked glycosylation. The coding region runs from base 355 to 2580 and encodes 741 amino acids. The record is from RefSeq and is a predicted model, not a curated record. Gene Ontology annotation, molecular function: alpha-1,6-mannosylglycoprotein 6-beta-N-acetylglucosaminyltransferase activity. NCBI's taxonomy places the organism in Eukaryota, Metazoa, Chordata, Actinopteri, Pleuronectiformes, Pleuronectidae. The transcript has 17 exons. Gene Ontology annotation, cellular component: Golgi apparatus.